Messenger RNA from Prorocentrum cordatum, 1530 nucleotides. Lineage: Eukaryota; Dinophyceae; Prorocentrales; Prorocentraceae. The record is from the annotation of a GenBank genome assembly.
GGCGCGCUCGGCGCGCCUGGGGCCGCUGAAUCCCCUGCUGGAGCGCGGGCGCACCAGCGGCUAAUCGGCCGAUUGCCGUCGGGGCCCUGCCGCGCUGGGCGCCUGCAGCACGGCGCGGGCCCGCGGGCGCCAGCGCACCCGGCGCCUCGGCGGCGCUGGGCGGCCUCGUCCCCGCGCCUGACGUUGCUGGUCGCGCCCCACAUCGCCCUCGGCUGCGGCGUCCUGGUGAAGGCGCGCGGGCGCCGCAGCGGGCAGGGUCUGCUGGUGCGAGCUCCUGCCCGUUGUACCCGCAAGGCCCUCCAGGCAGUGGAGCAGGGCGAGGUGGCGACCGCGUCGCCGGCCGAAGAGGCGCAGCCCGAGGACACCGCGGACGUGAACGUAGACGGUUUCGACGAAGUCGCAUCUGAGUUGACAGCGAGCGACAUUGCGUUGCAGAUUGCUGUGAAAGCCUGGGGCGACGUGUCACCCGACUUCUUGCCGAAACAGUUCAAUACGCUCCACCCGCCGUGGAUGGAGGCCGCGACGGCUCGCGACGCGAACAUGAGCGAGGAGCUCCCGGACGACCAGGACGAGCGGCCCUCCAGCGAGGGGCUGCCCAUCCACGAGCACCGCGAGGACAUCAAGGUGGCCAUGCAGUCACAGCGUGUCACCGUGCUGGUCGGCGGCACUGGUUGCGGCAAGUCCACGCAGAUGCCGCAGUACAUCCUUGAGGACUGCGCCGCUAGGGGCGAGGUCGCGAACGUCAUGGUGACGCAGCCCCGGCGCAUGGCCGCCGUGACGCUCGCUCGCCGCGUCGCGCGGGAGCGCGGCGAGAAGACUGGGACCGAGGUUGGUUGGAGAAUACGCGGAGAUACGAAUCCUGGCAGACAGCUCUCGUUUGCAACUGCUGGGUACCUCCUCUCCUGGUUCACCGUGGACCCGUCGGUGUUCGGGGACCUCACGCAUAUUGUCCUCGAUGAGGCCCACGAGCGCACGGCUGACAUGGAGCUGCUCAUUUUGCUCGUGCGUCUGUUGAUGCGCUUCUACCCAGGUCCCCGGCUGGUGCUCAUGUCCGCGACCAUUGACACCAGUCUCUUCGUUGAGUACUUCCAGGAGUUCGCGCAGCCGGCGGGGGUGCCCCUCCGGCCGCUGACGGUAGACGGCCGCCUCUUCCCGGUGGAGACGCUGCACCUCGAGGACCUGGCGGAGGGCAGGGCCCCGCGCGGCGGCCGGCUGCCGGAGGACGUGCAGAGGCUGGCCGCCAGGAGCGUCCCCAAGGUGUUUCAGGGCGCUCGCGUCGCCAGGGACAACAUCAAACCGCGCGUGUGGAGGGAGCUCGAGGAGCUCGCAGUCGCUCUGGUCCCGGCAGUGGCUGAGGCGGGCUCGACGAUGCUCGUAUUCAUCUGGAAGGGCCCAAAGAGGCACGAGGAUGCACCUGGUGCGUGGGCGCGGUCUUCGCGAGUCGGUGCUGGGCCCCCCGCCCUACACCCCCUCUCCGGCGCGCUCUGGACGCGUUGCUUGGGGGUGUGGAUAUCCAGGCAACCCAAGUAG